CUCACUCACUCACUUGGGCAUAUUCUUGCCUGUGCUUUUUCUUCCUCCUCCUUCUCCCUCUCUCUCUCCCUCCCUGUUCUUACCACUCUCAUUUAAAGGCAGCAGCGGAGGGAGGACAGCUGGGCACUGUUCUGUGCCAAGCUUUAGAGUCAUGUCUUUCUUCCUGACUCCAAUCUUGAUAGCAUUUAUCUUGGUCUUGCUCGGGUGGAUCUUUAAAAAUGAACACCCUGGCAAGAAAACAGACGAUCAGUCUAAAACCAAGCCAGAGUACCAGCCGUGGGUAGAUGAAGACUUAAAAGACAGCGCAGAGGACCACCAAACAGAAGAUGUGGAUGAGUUCCGUGAAUCAGAAGAAAACCUUGAACACAUCCCAUUCUCCAGUCCACGCUUUCCUGAGCAUGAAAUGAUUAAGAGGUCCCAGGAAUUUUAUGAACUUCUCAAUCAGAGGCGGUCUGUCAGGUUCAUAAGUGAUGAGCCCAUCCCGAGGCAGGUUAUUGACAAUAUCAUCAAAACGGCAGGAACAGCACCAAGUGGGGCGCACACAGAGCCUUGGUCCUUCGUGGUUGUGCAAGACGCAGAAGUGAAACACAAGAUUCGAGUGAUCAUUGAGGAUGAGGAGGAAGUAAAUUACAAGAAAAGAAUGGGAGACAGAUGGGUUAAUGACCUAAAGAAACUAAGAACCAACUGGAUCAAAGAAUACCUGGACACAGCACCUUUUCUGAUUCUCAUUUUCAAAAAAAUCUAUGGCAUAACUUCAAGUGGCAGAAAAAAGACUCAUUACUACAAUGAGAUCAGUGUUUCCAUUGCAUGUGGCAUUCUCCUUGCUGCCCUGCAGAAUGCAGGCCUUGUGACUGUCACAACUACCCCUCUCAACUGCGGGCCUCGCCUGAGGACAUUGCUGGACCGCCCUGCCAAUGAAAAGUUGCUGGUGCUCCUCCCUGUUGGGUAUCCCAGGAAGGAUGCCACAGUUCCCAACUUGAAGAGAAAACCCCUGGAGGAGAUCAUGGUGCUUGUGUAGACUGGGAGUUUCUCCCUUGCCUCUCUAUCUUUCUUGUUCUUCCCUUCUUCCCUUUCCCCUACACUCAGCAGCCACUCACUACAGAUGCUGUUAGGCCUUUUAGCACUCCAUUUCUCAGGGGUGACAGCCCCAAGGGUUAAUAAAUGGUCCUAAUCUCCCCAGCACUUUGGAUCUGAUGACUCCUAAGGCAAUGAGCAGUCUGAUGAGGUGAACAGACAACAUUCCAUUUAAACAGCCUUUCGUUGGCUGUCACAUUUCCCAUCCCUGUUCCAGAAUGGAAUUCAAGUAUGCCUUAAGUUCCCCUGUUUAUUUUAUGAAAUCAUCAGCAGUUUUGUUGGCUAGAGAGGAAGCAAAGAAUUAUCAGAUAAUUCAAUGAGUUUCUAGGAAAUUUAGCUUUCAAACUGAAAUAAAUUCAGACUAGUCACGCAGCCUUUCCCCUCAGA
Messenger RNA from Phascolarctos cinereus (koala), 1461 nucleotides. It is a transcript of the gene IYD, whose product is annotated as iodotyrosine deiodinase. Gene Ontology annotation, molecular function: oxidoreductase activity. Gene Ontology annotation, cellular component: plasma membrane. The record is from RefSeq and is a predicted model, not a curated record. Gene Ontology annotation, biological process: thyroid hormone metabolic process. NCBI's taxonomy places the organism in Eukaryota, Metazoa, Chordata, Mammalia, Diprotodontia, Phascolarctidae.